This is a messenger RNA of Dentiscutata heterogama, 474 nucleotides long. NCBI's taxonomy places the organism in Eukaryota, Fungi, Glomeromycota, Glomeromycetes, Diversisporales, Gigasporaceae. The record is from the annotation of a GenBank genome assembly.
AUGCAGUCAACUGAGACAAAAGAUCGCAAUAAGAGUAAACGUACUACCAACGCUUGUAUUGAGUGCCGAAAUUCGAAAAAAAAGUGUGAUGACAAAAAACCUUGUACUCGCUGUACAAAGAAGGACUUAAUUUGCGAGACCGCUGACAUGUGUAAGAAUUGCAGAUAUAGGAGAUAUGUAGUUAGAGGCAUGUUAUAUUGUGAAUACUGCUCUGAAAAACUUGGCUAUAAUCUGGAAACGACACAAGUCAAUGCAAAUAACUAUGAUACUGUUUCUGUUUCCGAACCAGCUACACCUCCUUACGAGUAUGACUAUUUUAUAACUACAAACUAUUACAUCGUGGAACCAAUUCAACUUGUCGAUGUGUCUUUAGAAGAAUAUAAUAAUACAAUGAAUUCUCAAUAUGUUGAUGUACCUUUAGAGGAAUAUGAUAAUACAAUGGAUUCACAAUAUCAGAUUUUUAUAGCUCUGUAA